GCAGGGCCGGCGAGGGCAGGGCCGGCGAGGGCAGGGCCGGCGAGGGCAGGGCCGGCGAGGGCAGGGCCGGCGAGGGCAGGGCCGGCGAGGGCAGGGCCGGCGAGGGCAGGGCCGGCGAGGGCAGGGCCGGCGUAGGUGAGGGCCGGGCCGGCGCAGGUGAGGGCCGGCACACGCAGGGAUCGCGCAGCGUGUCUGCCAUGCAGCCCGCGGGCCAGUUCGUGGUGCAGCUCUUGCUGUGCCUACUGGCCGUGGCUCUGCCCGGUGCGGACGGCGGCUCCGGGAGGUUCUGGCACAUCACGGACCUGCACUGGGACCCCGGGUACGAGGCGGCGGCGGCAGCGGGACGGCCGUGCCCCUCGGGCGGCGGUCGGACCGGGCCCGCCGGGCCGUGGGGCAGCUACCUGUGCGACUCGCCCUGGGAUCUGCUCGACUCGGCCGCCCGGGCCAUGCGGGACCGCCUGCCCACGCCGGACUUCGUGCUCUGGACCGGAGAUGACACUCCCCAUGUCCCCAAUGAACAGCUGGGAGAAGAAAAGGUUCUGCACAUAAUAGCAAAUCUGACUUCUCUGAUAAAAAAGACAUUUCCAGGUACGAAGGUCUAUGCAGCGAUGGGCAAUCACGACUUCCACCCCAAGAAUCAAUUUCCUGGGAAGGAGCACAGGAUCUACAACCAAACAGCAGAGCUGUGGCGGCCCUGGCUGAGUGAUGCCUCCCUUCCUCUCUUCAGAGCAGGAGCUUUCUACAGCGAGAAGCUGCCUGGCCCAGGGGCGAGGGGGAGGAUGGUUGUCCUCAACACCAACCUGUACUACGACCAGAACGAUGAGACAGCCGGAGAGGAGGACCCUGGCGGGCAGUUCCAGUGGCUGGAAGAAACAUUGACCAACGCCUCCAGAGCAGAUGAAAUGGUCUACAUUGUGGGGCACGUUCCUCCUGGCUUCUUCGAGAAGAAACGGGGCAAGCCCUGGUUCCGGAGGGGCUUUAACCAGCGCUACCUGGGCAUUGUGCAGAAGCACCACGGGGUGAUUGCUGCCCAGUUCUUUGGGCACCACCACACAGACAGCUUCCGCAUGUUCUACAGCCACACAGGUGCUCCAAUCAAUGUCAUGUUCCUGGCCCCUGGAGUGACUCCCUGGAAAACAACAUUACCUGGAGUGAGCAACGGAGCCAACAACCCUGCGAUCCGGGUGGUGCACUAUGAUCAGGACACCCUGCAGGUCUUGGAUAUGGUGACGUACUACUUGAACCUGACUCGUGCCAACACGGUGGCCUCACGGCGGGAGGAAGCGUUCCCGGUGUGGGAAGAGGAGUACAGGCUGACAGGAGCCUUCCGUGUCCCCGACGGCUCUGCACGCUCCAUGCAGACAGUGCUGGAGAGGAUCUCCAGGGACCCACACUACCUGCAGCUGUACUAUGAGUUUAACUCUGCCAGAUAUGACCUGGAGCCGUGCAGGCAGGAAUGCCGUGUGGAUCACCUGUGUGCCAUCAGGGAAGUCGAUUUUACAAAGUACAAUGAGUGUGUGAAAACCAACAGCUCUGCCUCUGCUGCCAGCAGCGUUUGGCUUUUGGUUUUCUGCAUGUUCCUAGGGUUGCUCAGUCCUCAGUGAGUGCUGUGAUGGCCAAGAGCAAGGGAAAAGGAGGAGGGCACGAGAUCACACUACAGUGCAUGUGAAUUGGUGAUUUUGGCAUUGAGAACUUGCUUGGAAACCAGGACAAAAUCAUCAAUGUUUACUGAAAGCCCUGUGAUGCUGGUUUGAAGUUUUCUAGACAGGCUGAUGUGUGAAGAGCAAUGCUUUUGAGAGCCUUGCUGUGCCACAGUGACUGCAACAAGGAGUGUCCCCCCUCUGCUGGGACUGCUGGACAGCUUCACAAAUCAGAUGAAGACCAGGCCCCCCUGUGCUCAUGAACUGGCAGGGGCGAGGGUAGGGAGCUGCCAGGUGUUCCAGAGGCUGCUGCCAGCAUUCCUGAUGUUGGCACACGCUUGUGCAAGUCUGCACAGCUGGUGACUCAGGAAAUUCUGUUGUGGUGGCUUUGUUCCACAGCAGCCUGUGGCUUAUGAGCAAAGUGAGGUGGGGUGGCAGCGCCUGGACUUCAGCAACUUUGGUGUUUCAGUGCUGGAGAUGAGGUAAUGAUGAUUCUUUGCCCCUCAGUUAUUGAGCAUAAAUAGCUUUUUUCACUCUUCUGUCCCCUCUUCACUCGCCUCCACUGAGUUCUCUCCCUCAGCUGGGCUUGGCCCCUGACCUGGGCCCCUUGGCCAGUGAGAUCUGAGGUGGUGAUUCACAGCCUGGGUUUGGCAGCUGCCCGGAGCCCCCAGAGGGAACCAGGACACGGUGCUGGUACUGGACUGUGGCAGGGGUUGAGGGUGUGGGAUGAGAGCUCUGUGCUGUGUGAAGGUGGCUCUGGGCUCUCCCAGGGGGCUGAUGCAGGGGAUGGAGGGGACAAAGUUCUGCUUCUUUUGCUGGGGUUGGCGUUUGUCCCAGACCCAGCUCAGCGUGUGUGGGGUGAUGUGUGGGUGCUCCAACACCCAACCAGGGGCUGGGACCCACUGUGGGCCUGUCAGUUCAGGGUCUGAUGUGCUGGUGCCUCGGUGCCCACGGGGAUAGUCCUCACCCUGCUGUGGACACCCCUCACCCUGCUGUGGACACCCCUCACCCUGCUGUGGACACCCCUCACUCUGCUCUGAACAGCCCUUUCUGAACACCCCUCUCCCUCCUGGACCGAGGGCUCACAGCCCCUGCCCUGUCCAGCUCUGUGCCACCAGAGCUCUCUAGAGCAAAGGCAGAGCUGAGGUGGGACACAGGCUGCUGGUGUUGCCUACCUUGAAAUCCUGUCCCCAGCAGCAGGACUGAGCUGGCAGGUCCCAGCUGGGCCCCUUUGAGACCAGGUUCGUUCUAAAGCACUGGUCUCCACUUUGUUCCCAUCUCUGCAUUUCCUCUGCAGAGGGCUUCAGUUUAUUCUGCAAAUUUCCUUCAUUUAAUAGAUUAACACACCCAAACUGACAGCGUCAGACCACAGAGAGAACACCUUGAGCUCUUUCCCCUGUUUCUGCCUGUGGCAGGUGAGCAGCUGGCACAUGAACUGUGAACUUUGGCCUUCUGUCCACACUGCAGUGCAAGGGCACCUGCCCCAGCUGCUGCUGCACUGGGGAAAAAACCUACACAUACCCUAAAUAUUACUGAAUUCAGCAAGGCUGGGCAGUUCCUCUCAACCCUACACUGCAGGCCCUGUGGUCACCUGUCCCCAGUUUGUCACUGCAGCUGUCCCCAGAGAGCCCAGGGCAGCUGCAGAUCCAGUGACAGGGGAUGGUGCCCUCAGCCUGCCCAAGGUGUUGGAAGAGCAGGCUGAGCACUGAGAGCAGCAGAGCUCUGGAGUACAACUCACAGAGAGCAUUAAUGCCAGAACCAGAUAAAACUGGACUCAGAAAACAAAAGCAAGCACUGUUCAAAAUCCACUGUUAAGUACUUGUGUACCAAACUGCAGCAGGAGGCAGCAGAGCAGGUCACAAGCGAAGCAGCUGGGGCAGCUGCAGGAGCUGCAGCCUGAGGCAGCCCAAGGACAAGGCCUGCAGGGAGAAGGGCACUUUGCCAGGCAGGAUCCUCCCCUGAGCCACAGCAGCUGCACCAGUGCACACUGGAACGAACACACAACACUCUCCAACCUGGCAAAAUCUGCAUUUAAUUUACAACAUAGUAAAGGUUACAGGUAAAAAGCUCAACAGAAGUGUGAAAAGGCCUAUUACAUAUUACACAAGUGUACAAAUGUCUGUACAAAGCUCCUCGAUGUUCCUGUCCUCCCCUGGCCAGCUGUGGCCCCUAAGCUCUGAAAUAAUAAGAGCUGGUUCAGAGUCUGGGAGGAGAAGAGCUUUAAAAAACAACGAGCAGUGAAGUUUCCCUUGUCAAGAAAAAUCUUGCAAAGAGCCACUUGCAAAAAAAAAUCCCAAAAAACCCCAAACCCAACCCUCUUCCCCCCAAAAUAAAACAAAACAAAAAAACAAAAAAAGGAAAAUAAGGAAACCUGCUCAACUUUUGUUUGUCCUGACUAGUCUUACCCUAAAGAGUUGCCUUCAGAAAGCAACUGGCUGGGAAAUGAAAAUCCUACAGGCCAGACUAAAGAGAGGAAGAUUUUGAGUCAUUGUGGGAGCACUGGGCAGCAGAACAAACACCCUGCUGCAUCAUCAUGGCAACUUAAAGACAGAGCAGCACAGCUGGAUCAUGGAGCAGGUGCUGAAUCCACACAAGGAAUAGUCUGAGCUGGAUGUGAUGGGAACAGAGCAGUCUCUAAAGCCAUGGCUCUUGUGAGCUGGGCAGCUGCCUGCUGGCACCUCAAGGACAUGAUAGAAGCAAUCACUGUGGAGCAAAACCCACACAGAUUUUGGGGCACCUGUCUGAAAUGGGUCUGGUGCAUCCAGCAUCCCCAGCUCACUGGGACACAGCCUUGCCCCAGCAUCCCCAGCUCACUGGGACACAGCCUUGCCCCAGCAUCCCCAGCUCACUGGGACACAGCCCUGCCCCAGCAUCCCCAGCUCACUGGGACACAGCCCUGCCCCAGCAUCCCCAGCUCACUGGGACACAGCCCUGCCCCAGCAUCCCCAGCUCACUGGGACAAGCCCUGCCCCAGCAUCCCCAGCUCACUGGGACACAGCCCUGCCCCAGCAGCCUGGCACUGCUUCCCCAGGUAGCUGCAGCCCUGCACACAGUGAACUGCCAGGGACACGCUCUCAUUUCGGUGCACAUUUCCUGGAUCCCCCAAACAGCAAAGGAAUGUGACUUGUAGCUGAACUGCAUUAGAGUGUGAACAAAAAUCCAGAGUGAACUUAAGAGUAAUAGAGCUCUGGCCUCACCUUGUGUAAAGUACUGCCACAAUAUGUCUGAGUAUGUGAACCAUUUUUAAAUCUAAACCCAAGGGACUAAAGGGCUUAAGCAACAACCCAAGUCCACUGAGAAUUCCCAUUCUGGCCCUCAGUAGCACUCAAUUCUCACCUACAGUUCCCAGCACCCAAAAUAUCUGUGUGGGGAGCGUGCCAGUCCUCCCAGCUUUUUGUCUUUUUGAAUCUCAUAUACUUAAAAAGUUCCAUUUGCAAAUAAAAUGAAACUACUUAAGUUCCAGGGGCCACCAAGUCUAAAAGAAACUCGGCUGUGUUAACUUCACCCUGAGUUACCCAGGGGAGUUCACCAUGGCACAGUGCACAGUGCCUGAUCCUGCAGGGCUCUCCCAUUGUUUGCAUCCCACAGCCCCCACUCUGCAGCACUGCAACCCAGCUAAGGAACCACCUGCUGCUUAUCCACCUCAGCUCAUGACUCCUGGGAUCAUCUAGUGUUUUAUGUGGAAAUUAAAACAAGCUGUAGCCAAACUAAAAAUAAUAAUAAUAAUAAAAAAGAGAAUGCCCCACAUGGGUGGGGUUUUGAAAAAAUAAAAA
Messenger RNA from Prinia subflava (tawny-flanked prinia), 5413 nucleotides. It is a transcript of the gene SMPDL3B, whose product is annotated as sphingomyelin phosphodiesterase acid like 3B. NCBI's taxonomy places the organism in Eukaryota, Metazoa, Chordata, Aves, Passeriformes, Cisticolidae. The record is from RefSeq and is a predicted model, not a curated record. Gene Ontology annotation, molecular function: sphingomyelin phosphodiesterase activity. Bases 198 to 1604 code for a protein of 468 amino acids. The transcript has 7 exons. Gene Ontology annotation, biological process: sphingomyelin catabolic process.